AUGGUUCUUACAGAGGCUGAACUUUUUCAGCUUGCUGCUGACAUCAAGCUUCUGAUUGAAACAAUCGCAGUUAGUAAAAAGGAAUGGGACGAUUUGCAAAUCACAAAAAUUAACGGUCUGUUCAAAAUGUCACAUGAUUGUGCAAAUGUCGAAGAUCGUAAGAUUAUGGACGAGCUUAAAGCUGAAGAGGCUCGUGUCGUGAAAGUAUUAAAAGACAAUGAAAAGCUUAUGACGGAAUUGACUGAGAGACUAAUGAAAGCUAUUGCGGAGAAAGAGGCUUCCUUAUCUAAAGCUUCCUCAUCUAAAUAA
Molecule: messenger RNA, 309 nt
Organism: Microthlaspi erraticum
Lineage: Eukaryota; Viridiplantae; Streptophyta; Magnoliopsida; Brassicales; Brassicaceae
Source: the annotation of a GenBank genome assembly